This is a messenger RNA of Chara braunii, 1155 nucleotides long. NCBI's taxonomy places the organism in Eukaryota, Viridiplantae, Streptophyta, Charophyceae, Charales, Characeae. The record is from the annotation of a GenBank genome assembly.
GCACUUGUGCCUCAAUUGCCCGCGCUUCUCCCCCCCCUUGAUCCUUUAAACAUCCAAGCCAUCCCCGCCCCCUCAUACUAAAUGCCUCCCUUCUUUUCUUACACCAACCUCCCCUAUCAACUCAAAGAGAGCUCCUACCCCAUGCGAAAUUUUCCCGAGUACCUGGUGGAGUUGGACAACGUGGAACUGUUGCCGCAAGCUGAGGAGGACGCGUGGGAAUUGCACCGCGCGCUAUAUCGAUCGGUGGUGCUGGGCAUGUUCAGGUGUGCCGUAUCGUACGACGAUCACAACAUCGCCGAGAACCUGCAGGUGUACUACGUCAUCUCGCGGCCUAAGCCGGAGAAGAAGGAGGGCACAGUGGCAUUAUACCCGUUCGAGGAGAUUGGGACGAGCAGGCCGGGACUGCUGGAGCUCAUUCACAUUGAGUUGCUGUCUAUCACGCAAGUGAUUGCCAACGAAGAAGAGGAUCUCCAACUCCGCCUACGAACAACAUCGGCUCUGCGACAAUCUUACCACACGGCGGUGAUACCGGACUAUAUUGCACGGGAGGGGGAAAAGGUGGUGAGCAUUGCCGAUCGAAAGUCGCUGCGGCCUCCCUCAUCCUACCCCAAGCCAGUAGCCCCGAGGGCCCUCAGGAAGACGCCCAAGAAGAGACGUCGCCAGCCAUCGCCAGAAGCACAAGGAAGCCGGGUGGGACCCGGAGAAGAGGUGAACAAGGUCGGGCGGGUGCGAAAGCCAGAUCCCGUUCCAGAGAGCAAGGCGGCGCCGAUCAAGGGACCUCCACCGGGGGAAGGAGUGGAAACGAGCAGAUUUCGGAUACGCGGGAACCCUCAGGAGCCGACACCUCAGCCGCCGCUCCUUCCCGACCUUAGGCUCAAUCUUGAUGGAGCCGGCCCAUCCGCACCAGCAGGAGGAGGAGGAGUGGGAAGAGUACCAUAUCCCACACCCGGACCCCCCAUCCUUGCAGGACCUUUCCGCUUCUGCCAGCCAACCGGGAGUGCCCUGGUCAUUGACCUUAGCAGUUCCUCCGAGCCGGACGGUCCACCCGACGGAUGUUGCGUUCAUGGUGGAGCCUGCAACCAUCAGGAUAGAAGCAAUUGAAGGGGCCCCGUGUCCUGAUCCUGCAUGGGAGCCAUAUCUGGAGCUGCCAUUUGA